UAAUUAUGUGACCAAAACACAUUCUGAUUUGAAACAAACCGGUGUUCAUUUGAAACCCUAAAAACCCAAACCAGAAAUCCACGAACACAAGAAGAUUAGUAGCGAGUUUGUCAUACGAAACUUGGGUAUCCAUAGCAUGUCGGAUCCGUACGAAAAAGCGAAAGGCGGCAGACUGAGCUUCAAAGGCGGAGGCUUGGCCUCUCGCAGCAAAGCCAUUGACAAAAAGAAGAAGAAGAAAAAGAAGGCCAACGAGGACACUGUGAUUGAAGAGGGUGCAGAGCUGAUGCAGCAGCAGGAGGUGGACGGUGACGGCGGGACCGAAGAAAUAUACACUAUCGAUGCCGCCAAGCGCAGGAAGUACGAUGACCUCUUUCCCGUCGAGGCAAAGAAGUUCGGUUACGACCCUAAAGCUAAGUCCAAGUCCGUCGAGGAGGCUCUUGAUGACCGUGUCAAGAAGAAGGCCGAUCGCUACUGUAAAUAAUCAGACGCUAAUCCAUCCAGGCUGUGUAGCAGGAGCAGUUUUUCUUGAAGGGCCUCUUACUUCUGCUCCAGUUCCUUUCUAAAAUCAUGCAGCAGUUCAAUGUCAUUAAUGUAACUCAACUUCUUAUCUUAUAUCAUGAAUGUUUUUUCUACAAA
Tripterygium wilfordii is the source of this 636-nucleotide messenger RNA. RefSeq lists its product as uncharacterized. The record is from RefSeq and is a predicted model, not a curated record. The transcript has 2 exons. Lineage: Eukaryota; Viridiplantae; Streptophyta; Magnoliopsida; Celastrales; Celastraceae. Gene Ontology annotation, cellular component: nucleolus. The coding region runs from base 137 to 481 and encodes 114 amino acids.